AUGGCCAAGUGCAAGAACCACAUCACACACAACCGGUCCCACAAAUGGCACAGAAAUAGCAUCAAGAAACCCCGGUCACAAAGAUACGAAUCUCUUAGGGGGGUUGACCCCAAGUUCCUGAGGAACAUGUGCUUUGCCAAGAAGCACAACAAGAAAGGCCUGAAGAAGACGCAGGCAAACAAUGCAAAGGCAAUGAGUGCCCGUGCAGAGGCCAUUAAGGCCCUUGUGAAGCCUAAGGCCAUUAAGCCCAAGAUGCCAAAGGGCCCCAGCCGCAAGCUCAGCCGGCUUGCUUUCAUCGCUCACCCCAAGCUUGGGAAGAAGAUUCGAAACUACAUGAGCAAGGGUGUUGUUUUUGGUCUUGUCUGUGUGAACGUCAGUAUGAUCAAUCUCUUGCAUCAAGUGGAUGAGAUUAAGGGACAGCUGUUCAGUACACGGAGCAAAGAAUCAAAACUAACCUGA
This is a messenger RNA of Acomys russatus (golden spiny mouse), 459 nucleotides long. RefSeq names its product 60S ribosomal protein L29-like. Gene Ontology annotation, cellular component: ribosome; cytosolic large ribosomal subunit. The record is from RefSeq and is a predicted model, not a curated record. The transcript has 2 exons. Bases 1 to 459 code for a protein of 152 amino acids. Gene Ontology annotation, molecular function: structural constituent of ribosome. Lineage: Eukaryota; Metazoa; Chordata; Mammalia; Rodentia; Muridae. Gene Ontology annotation, biological process: cytoplasmic translation.